Magallana angulata is the source of this 2588-nucleotide messenger RNA. Its product is annotated as tetratricopeptide repeat protein 27-like. The transcript has 24 exons. Lineage: Eukaryota; Metazoa; Mollusca; Bivalvia; Ostreida; Ostreidae. The record is from RefSeq and is a predicted model, not a curated record. Gene Ontology annotation, molecular function: protein binding. Bases 69 to 2573 code for a protein of 834 amino acids.
AGAUGGCGGAUCCCAUAUGAUUAACACGUGAAAUUUGUAAACAUUGACAAUUUUGACUUCGUUUUAAUAUGGGUGACGAAAUAAAACAUUUGAGAGAACUUGAAACGUCAGUUUUAAGUGUUACACCGAAGAAAUCGACAGAUCAAUCGAAUGAUCAAGAUAAUAAUGAGAUAGUUAACUACAUCCUGUGUGGGGAUUAUGAUAGGAUAUUUCACCUAGCUAUUGUGAGAGCUUUACUAGACAACAGUCACCAACAACCACUUUCUCAAGUAAAAGCUGCUGUAGCAGAAAAUGUGAAAAAGGUCAUCACCCAGACAGACAAACAAACAGUAGAAUGUGAGUUGGAAAUACUGUGUGUGGCCAUUGCAUGUCUGCAGACCUUUGUUUGUCAAAACUGGCUUGGACCGUCAACUGGAGUAUCUGAUGAAAUCGUCAAACUUCUGUCAGGUUCCAAAGAUGUGACCCAGUGUCGUAGGAAGAUUGCUCAAGAGCUGAUGUGUGAUGGAGAGGAAGUGUACAGUCUGUGUCAGGGAAUAGAGUUCUUGUUUACAGCUCAGUGUGUUCUGGAGAGCUGUAAAUCUCACUGCCAGAACUUACAGACAGUGGAGUGGUGGAUGCUGAGGAGUGUGUAUGUGUAUCAACAGAUUCUGGAGGAUAAGUGUGCCUCCCUCAGAGAACAGAUGCACACUCUGAUUGAUACAGUCUCCAAGAAAGAGCCAUUGAUGACAGAUGAUGCUAACAGGGAGCUAGUGGUCCAGUAUCACAUGGAGGUUGGUUACAUCUGUCACACGUUCUAUGAUUACAAGUUGGCUCAUGAACACUUAAUGGCGGCCAAGAAAUGUACAGGACUACAGAUCAGUUUAACUGGUGCUAUGGGAAAAAGAACAAGAUUUCAGACAGACGACAAAGCUCAGCUUCUCCUUAAAGUCACAAGGGAGGGAGGCCCAAAAGAGGAGAACUACAUCAAAACAAGGAUUCCUAAGAUUUUGAAUUUGGAUGAUGACACAGUGUUGGAUAAAAUUAGUUUGACUGAACCGGACACAGAGUUUGCAGUUGACAUGUCACCUGUGGAACAAGCCGUUGUCUUAGCAACCAUGGAGGAUCAUUUGCGGACGCAUGCCAGUCAGGAGAAGCUGACAGAGGAGGAGGCAGCAGCACACAUAGAGUGCAUCCUGUCCCAAGCUAAAUGCUGGAGUGUGACCUUGGCCUCUCUGUAUCGAAGGUCAAGUCUCGAGAAAGGAAGCAGGCGGCGAGUGGAGAGAUCCAUGAUGCAAAUAGAGGAGAUCGUGAAUCAGAGGAAGUCCAGUGAUCCCCCGGCAACAGAGCGACUUUACUUGUUUUAUUCUGUGAAGAUUCCUCCCCUCUGGAAAUUGGAGAGGCAGCUGGCAGAGCUCCUAUUAAGUAUCGGGGCGAUCGGCAGCGCUGUAGAAGUAUUUGAAAGACUACAACUGUGGGAGGAUGUAAUCAUGUGCUACAAAAGGCUUGGGAAAAUGGGAAAGGCCGAAUCUAUAAUUCGAGACCAACUAGCGAUACAGGAGACCCCUAACCUGUGGUGUUUCCUUGGUGAUGUGACAAGAGACAUCAGUCAUUAUCAGAAGGCGUGGGAGAUGUCCGGACACAGACACGCCCGCUCCCAGCGGUGUCUGGGCUACCUCUACAUGGGGCAAGAGGAGUAUGAGAAAUGCAUUGAGUGUUUCCAGAAAUCCCUCAGUAUUAACUCGCUCCAAGUUCCUGUCUGGUUUACAUUUGGUUGUGCCUGUAUGGCGGCCAAGAAGUUCCAGGAGGCUGUAAAAGCCUUCAAACGAUGUGUUAAUAUUGACACUGAUAACUUUGAGGCCUGGAAUAACAUGGCAUCAGCCUACAUACAACUCAAGGACAAGAAAAAAGCCUUCCUGACAUUAAAAGAAUCCAUAAAAUGUAACUAUGAAAACUGGAGAGUAUGGGAGAACCUUUUGGUGGUGGCCACGGAUUGUGGUGAGUUCCAGGAGGCCAUUAAAGCCUACCACCGACUGAUUGACCUCAGAGAAAAGUGGGCGGAUAUUGAGGUUUUGAGAGUUUUAGUGAAGGGCUGUACAGGGGACUACAGGGACUCCCAGGGAAAUCCUUUUAGUCACCACAAGCAAGCUCUGAAGGAACUGUUUGGAAGGAUCACCUCAAAGGUUGUGGGUGAGAGUGAGAUCUGGAGGCUGUAUGCUGAGUUAAUUAACAGUGUACCGGGACAGACAGCGGAAACCCAACAAAAGGUUUUACAGUAUCUACAGAAGUCACAGAGAUGUUUGACCCAAGAAUUAAACUGGGAGAAGUCAGUGGACAAAUGUAAAAAUGUAGGGGAGCAGUCGUUGGAGCUCGCUGAUUUGUACUUGAGUUUCUGUGAUAAAAGUUUAUCCACACAAGAAUCACUCUCUCUACUGCAGUCUGCUAAAAUGAUGCUCAAAAGCACACAGGCCAAAAUCAAGAUGGCUCAUUUGGAUCCCAUGACCGAAUCUCUGCCGGAAGAACUCAAUGAGUUAGUCAACAAGAUGGAGACAAAGCAACAAGAAAUCAUCUCUUGUGUGAACAAGCUUAAACAAUAAAACUAUCAAAUCAAA